Messenger RNA from Lontra canadensis (Northern American river otter), 1249 nucleotides. It is a transcript of the gene EPCIP, whose product is annotated as chromosome unknown C21orf62 homolog. The transcript is spliced from 3 exons. The coding region runs from base 485 to 1144 and encodes 219 amino acids. NCBI's taxonomy places the organism in Eukaryota, Metazoa, Chordata, Mammalia, Carnivora, Mustelidae. The record is from RefSeq and is a predicted model, not a curated record.
UCAGCAUACAGCAGCACCCUGCCUAGUUUCUUCUGGAAACUUCCCAUUGUCCAACCCCCAGAGUGGCCAGCACUCACCAAGGCAGGUUCUGUCCUGCUGUGUGGUUAAUGAAGCUGGUGAGCUGGCAGCUUCCUCCUGGUUGCCAUGAGAACGACCAGGGCCACUGGCCCUCUGAAAACGGAAAAGAACAGCAAGUGCAAGACCACACAUUCCAUCCUGCCUUGCAGAUUAAAACAGCUGUCAAGCCGGAGUGAAGAGUCAGACAGAGGUCUACAGAGUGGAAAAGUGAGCCUCACGGUAGAACUCUGAGAUGUAGCACUUGGGGAGCUGAAUCCAACACCGAAGUGUUUGUCUCCUGAAUUCCAGGAAGUCCGAUAUUGAGGGGGAGGAGGGAAUGUGCAUCUUCCAGGGGCCACCAGGUGAGUUCCAGUGAACUGGCUCACAAAGGGGAAACACACGCUUGGUGGCACACGCUGAGAUCAGAAUGGCACCACCUCCUGGGCACAGGGUCCUUCUGGCCGGCGUGCUGGGCAUCUUUGUUCUCCACUGCUUCACGGGAGGGCAGAAGAACAGCACGCUGAUUUUCACCAAGGAAAACACCAUCCGGAACUGCAGCUGCCCUGCAGAUGUCCAGGACUGUGACUACAGUCUGGCCAACUUGAUGUGCAGCUGUAGAACCGUCCUGCCUUUAGCCCUCGAGCAAACCAGCUACAGUGACCAUUUGACCAUCUGGUUCACAGAUGCAUCGGCCCUGGGCCUCCUGUUGAACUUCACACUGGUCCGGGACCUGAAGCUUUCUCUGUGCGGCACCAACACUCUGCCCACCGACUACCUCGCUAUCUGUGGUCUGAAGAGGCUUCGUGUCAACACCCAGGCCAAGUGCCUAUCACCAGAGCAGAGCUUGCUCAUGCUCAACGGUGGGGAAAGGGAACCCAGAGAGCAGCCCGUGUGGUUCCCCAGAGGUUGGCAAACAUGUAUGUACAUCUCCUUCUUAGAUCUGGCUCUUUUCAACAGGAAAUCAUCAUUAAAAGCAUACAGUAUUGAAAAUGUUGCCAGCAUUGCCAACAAUUUUCCUUACUUUUCUUACUUUGAAACCUUCCCAAUUUUAAGCAAUGAAAGCUAUGUCAUCACAUUCAUUUACUAACGUUGUAACAGAGGCCAACCAUCAGGAACUUUGGCAAGCUGGAAGCUGGAACAAGGAAGCUGGGAACAAGGCCAUGGGCAUCCUUACCUACAACUUCACCUGUCU